Tripterygium wilfordii is the source of this 1165-nucleotide messenger RNA. RefSeq lists its product as uncharacterized. The record is from RefSeq and is a predicted model, not a curated record. The transcript has 2 exons. Lineage: Eukaryota; Viridiplantae; Streptophyta; Magnoliopsida; Celastrales; Celastraceae. Bases 725 to 1165 code for a protein of 146 amino acids.
GCUAACCUGCGAAUGGCCAUAGUGAUCCCAUGCAGUUUCUUUUCUUGCUGGCCAAGCUAGGAAUGGCCAUAAUGAUCCCACGCAUUACCUUUUACAGCUCUUCCGUAUGAAAAUCGGUCAACUACACCUUUGUUUGCCUUUUAUUUCAUAAAAGACAUACAAAGGGAGGCAGCUGUAGUAACCAGUUUUCAUCCAGCCAAAAAUAUUAAUAAAAGAAAAAAUAAAGAUAUGAAAUCCAAAAUAAAAAUUAAAGGAAGAAAAAUGAAGUCCAAAUUUGUUUCUUUGUUUAAAAGCCCAUGGACUCAUAAACUCAAAAUUUAGGGCCCAAUUCCUAAGUUUUUACCCAAUUACAAAAAACAAAGCCCUAGAAAAUAUCUAGAGAAUGAAAAAAUAAAUAAAUAAAAUGGAAAAUUAGAAAAUGAAAAAGACCAAAAAGGGUUGUCAUCUUGGUUAAAAGGAGAGAAAAAGUUGGGGUAAAAAUGAAAAUUGAAAGAGCUAGGGUUUUAGUGGGGAGAUGGUUGCACAAUAUAAAGAGCACACCAUAGGGUUUUAGAGGUGAAAAAAAAGAGGGAGGAAAAGGCAGCCGCACAACACAAACAAAAGAGAGGAAAAAGAAAUUAGAGACAAAGAAAAAGAGAGAAAAUCGGGGAGGAAAAUCGCUGGAGAAGAAGAACCAGAUGAGGGAAAUCGGGAAACCAGAGAGGAAUCGAGAGAAAUCAAAACCAUGAAGUAUGGAGUAGCCGUUGGAGAGAAGAACAGAAGGGAAAGAGGGAGAUAUUGCUCCAGUUGUUCAUCCUCCUUUGCUGUUUUUGUUCUCGGAAGGAUCAAGCUACGGGUCGAACCUUGGCAAUGGGCCGCUGCGUUGAUGGCAUCUAUCAACUUGACUCGUCUCCCAGCUCUUGUUUUGCUGCCUCCAGAAGAACUCCCACUGCUACAACCCUCACUACAGAUGGGUGGCACCAUAGACUUGGUCAUCCAUCUCACAAACUUUUAUCCACUGUUCUUCGUCAUCUCGACCUGCCAUGUAUUAGCACUACUUCUCCUGUACUUUGUACCGCUUGCCAAAUCAAUAAAAUUCAUAGACAACCAUUUGGUCUCUCGUCUGUGUCUAGCUCUUGUCCCUUGGAAAUUAUCUACAGUGACGUAUGGGGCCCUGCUCCCAUGA